UACCACACAACACUCGCAGACACAGUGCACGAGAACAUCUGAUUUUGAUGAGGUAAUUUAUUGGCCACGAUAAUCCUUAUUGAGCCAGUGAAACCUAUAUGUCAGCUGGGAGGCCAGUCAAGAUGGCGGUGUCACCUCGCAGCACAUAUAGCCUGACUGUUGCAAUAUUUAUCAGUGUCGGUAUAUCAACAGUGGAAGCAGAUGCGACAACGUGGAACUAUGACAAAGGAACAUAUGGAGGUCCAGAUAAUUGGUUUAUAAAAUACACAGACUGUGGCGGGAAAAUGCAGUCCCCCAUCAACAUACCUGCCGGCGCCCUCUACAACCCAAACCUACGUUAUUUCAAUUUCUCAGACUACGCCAGUACCGUGGGCGUCAAUUUAACCUUGACCAACAAGGGAGGUCACACAGUGGAAGUGGAAUAUUCUGGCACACCAAUUAUACUACGUGGAGGAAGUCUGCCCGACGAGUACAAAUUAGUGCAAUACCACUUCCACUGGGGGGCCCAGGACUCCAGGGGAUCGGAACAUCUUCUAGAUGGGAAACACUUCCCCAUGGAGCUGCAUCUGGUCCACCAUCAGGCCCAUCUCGCUGAUGUCAAGGUAGCCAUGUCUCACCCGUUCGGUCUGGCAGUUCUGGGUUUUUUCUUUCAGGUGUCACCAUACAACAACACGAAGCUGGACACACUCUUAGAACACUUUGACCUCAUCAGGACUGUUGCUCCACAACAAGGUGAGUUUUCUUUUUUUAGAAGUGUUUUAUUUGGUAUUUUUAUAGGAGAUAGCAUGUUCUAUUUAUUUUGUUUUGCUCCAGAUAAUGAAACUGAGAUAGCGUUGUUCCCCUUGAUGGACAUACUCCCAGACAACAUAGACAAACUGGACUACUACCGUUACUUCGGAAGCCUGACCACGCCCCCCUGUUAUGAAACAGUUAUCUGGUCAAUUGCCACUGAACACAUUCCAAUAUCUGAGUACCAGCUGAACAUCUUCAGAAGCCUAUACAAUGAAAGACAUUUGCCACUGGUCAACGACUAUAGGCCUAUUCAAGCUUUAAAUGACCGUACCGUGAUAACCACUAAGAGGCCAACUACCACAGCAGCCACAACCACUACUCCCAAAGCGACCACAAAUAGCUUGAAAGACGAGUCUGACACUACACAAAUAGAUGACAAUGUGAUUCACAGAUUCAGUGAAUGAGAACUCAAGCUUCAAAGUUAACAUAUUUGGUUUCGAAGUCUUAACGUGGAUUGUGCUCAGUACACACACAAUACGCUUUAUUUAUUUUGUUUUGUUACUGAUAUGUUAUUGAUAAGUUAGUUAUGAGUUUAAAUGAUUUCAAAUAUGUUUUUAUUAUGUCUCAGUUAUUGAGUAGCUUUUGAUUGUAUUCCAUUAUCCAUUAAUUUCGUUAUUUUAAUUUUGUAAAUAUCAAUAAAUAAUAUUUUAACUGUGAUUGAAUUAUGUAUACAAAAUUGUAUAAAUAUUCAAUAUCCUUUCCAAUCCUCCAAAGCUGUUAAAAAAAGAAAAGAACUUCUUGUAUCUAAUUAUGUAACCUAAGUUUGAGCAAGUAUCUUCAGUUGGAACUAUUUGUUUUGUUGAAUGUAGUUUGACUACAAAUCUAGCUUCAUUAUUUCACAUGGACAUGCCUGAAGUGUUGGCAUCAAAACAGACUAUUUCAUGUAUUACUUUGAUAACAUGAUGUCCAAGAAAACCUUACACAAGCAGGUGUCACAGAGACAAUAUUGUGGGUUGGGUCAGAGGUUAAUGGUCAUGUUAUUUUUGUUUCUAAGAAUUCACUAUUAUUUUGAUAAAGCUUAUAUCAAAUCACUAUCUCUGUGUGGUACCCAUUCUUAGAUCCAGCUGAAACAUUGCAACAAAUAUUCAUAGGCAUAGACAAGGCAUGAAUGAAUAAAAAAAAAUAAAAAAAUAAAAAAAAUUAGUCUGGUUAACUGGUAGUUAAUUAUAUUGUUUGAUCCCAACAAGGGAAAUUAAUCUUUCAGUGUUCACAGAUAUCACUCAAUUUCUAAGGUUUGAUCCCUUAAAUAAUUGUUACCGCUGUUCUCCAAUCAGGUUGAUACUUUAAACAGUUAUUUAGUGUGCCUAACAAAACAUGAAUCAAUACAAAAAUUAACUAAUUAGUCAAUAAUUGGUCAUUAAUUAUUUUGUUGCAUAUUGAAUAAGGGAAUAAAACACUACAUUAUUGGUGGAUAUAGUUGUAAGGGCAGAUUUGUUUCCCUUAGAUAAUCUUUGUUUUUUGUUGGUUUUUUUUUUCUUCGAUGUUUUCUCUUCUAGUUAGUCUCAGCAAUGAGACUAGAAAGUCAGAGGUAAUGGACAAUUAUUCAGAUUGAGUUAUCAAAUAAAAUUUUAAAUAAAAAAAAAAAAUGUUUUUAAAUAUUAUUGUGAGGUUGCAAUCCACAUACAUGAGUGCAGAUUCUAAAUUAAAACUAGCUUUGUAAGUAAUCAAAUAGGUGAAGACAUUGUUAUUACAUAUAUUGCAUUUUGAAAAAUGGGCAUUUAAAAACUACAAACUUUAUAUACACAAACAUAAAUUCUUGGCAAAGCUGUGUGUUUGUUAUGAAAAUUGAAAGGGAAUUAUUGUUUUACUAACCAAAUACAAAUAUAAGAUAAUGCUUAGAAGAAUUGACUGUGAUUGUUCCUUUAUAAUGGCAAGUUAUUUAAUGAUGGAUAGUAGUUAAAUUGUAAAAAUGACCCAACCCUACAAAUGUCUAUACAAGAGACUGAAUUCAAACCAGACAAAAAAAAAUCAUUCAUCAGAGAUUUCUUAUUCCCCUUUCCCCAGUCUACGAUCCCAUUCAUUUCUUUUACCUUAAACCAAAUUGUUUCGUAUUCCUAUAAUGAAUUGUAUCGUUGAAUUGUUUUUAAACCACAGACCAAAUAAAUAUUUUCCAUGGGAACAUCACAUUUUCCUGACCUUUUGAUAAGUGUUGAAUUUCAUAACACUGAAACAGAUUUUGUAUUUAAUGCACUCUUGGAUUCAAACAGGAUAAGAUUGUAAAUGUGUCUUCGUAUGUUAAGAACAUCUUGGAUAUUACAAAUUUUUUU
Molecule: messenger RNA, 3059 nt
Organism: Biomphalaria glabrata
Lineage: Eukaryota; Metazoa; Mollusca; Gastropoda; Planorbidae
Product: carbonic anhydrase 2-like
Exons: 12
Coding region: 99-1196 (365 amino acids)
Cellular component (GO): plasma membrane
Molecular function (GO): carbonate dehydratase activity; zinc ion binding
Source: RefSeq, a predicted model, not a curated record